GGUGCCGGGCGGUGCCGGGCCGAGCUCCGGCGGGCGGGGGCGCGGGAUGGAGGUGAUCAGGAGCAAUUUUAAGGAUAACCUUAACAAAGUGUAUGAAGCCAUUGAAGAGUCGGACUUCCUGGCCAUCGAUGGAGAGUUUUCAGGGAUCAGUGAUGGGCCUUCAGUUAGUGCAUUAACAAAUGGCUUUGACACUCCAGAAGAAAGGUAUCAGAAACUUAAAAAGCAUUCCAUGGAUUUUUUGCUCUUUCAGUUUGGUCUUUGCACUUUUAAAUAUGAUGACACAGAAGAAAGGUAUAUAAUGAAGUCAUUUAACUUCUAUAUUUUUCCAAAACCCUUUAACAGAAAUUCACCAGAUGUCAAGUUUGUCUGUCAGAGUUCAAGUAUAGAUUUUUUAGCAAACCAAGGAUUUGAUUUUAAUAAAGUUUUUCGCAACGGAAUUCCUUAUUUAAAUCAGGAAGAAGAAAGACAGCUACGGGAACAGUAUGAUGAAAAACGUUCUCAAGCCAAUGGUGCAGGAUCUCUGUCAUACAUUUCUCCUAAUUCCACAAAGUGCCCUGUAACAAUUCCUGAAGAUCAGAAAAAAUUUGUUGAUAAAGUAGUGGAACAGAUAGAAGACUUACUAAAGAAUGAAGAAAGUGAAAGUUUGGAACUGGAGCCAUGUACAGGAUUUCAAAGGAAAUUAAUUUAUCAGACCUUGAGCUGGAAGUAUCCAAAAGGUAUCCAUGUGGAAACUCUGGAGUCAGAUAAGAAGGAGAGAUAUAUUGUUAUUAGUAAGGUAGAUGAAGAGGAACGAAAAAGAAGAGAGCAGCAGAAACAAGCAAAAGAACAGGAAGAAUUGAAUGAUGCUGUAGGAUUUUCCAGAGUUGUUCAUGCCAUUGCUAAUUCUGGCAAGCUUGUUAUUGGGCACAACAUGCUGCUGGAUGUUAUGCACACCAUACAUCAGUUCUAUUGUCCUCUACCUGAUGACCUAAGUGAGUUCAAGGAAGUAACAUCAUGUGUCUUUCCCCGGUUACUGGAUACUAAAUUGAUGGCAAGUACACAACCUUUUAAGGAGAUCAUUAAUAAUACAUCGCUUGCAGAACUGGAAAAGCGUUUAAAAGAGGUUCCAUUCAGCCCUCCUAAAGUUGAAAGUGCAGAAGGAUUUCCAAGUUAUGAUACAGCAUCUGAACAACUCCAUGAAGCAGGAUAUGAUGCUUAUAUUACUGGACUGUGCUUCAUUUCCAUGGCUAAUUUCCUAGGUUCAUUCCUCAGUCCUCCGAAAAACCAUGUGUCUGCUAGAUCAAAACUCAUUGAACCUUUUUUUAACAAGUUAUUUCUUAUGAGAGUAAUGGACAUACCAUAUCUCAAUUUGGAAGGACCAGACUUGCAGCCCAAACGAGAUCAUGUUCUUCAUGUUACUUUUCCCAAAGAGUGGAAGACUAGUGACCUAUACCAGCUUUUCAGUGCCUUUGGUAACAUUCAGGUUUCAUGGAUUGAUGAUACAUCAGCAUUUGUAUCAUUGAGCCAGCCAGAGCAAGUACAAAUAGCUGUAAACACCAGCCGGUAUGCUGAAAGUUAUAGGAUCCAGACAUAUGCAGAAUAUGUGGAGAAAAAACAUGAAGAAAAACAAGCCAAGAGAAAAUGUACAGAAGAUAGCUGGAAGGAGAUGGAGAGGAAGAGGUUAAAAACCCAGUGCACACCUUACGUUUCCCAGAGUCGAUACUACUGUGUUAACAGUUUUACAGGUACCAGUACAGUGGGAAAGAGAAGCAUGAGCCCUAUUGAGGAAGAAACUGGUUCUGAUGAUAUGGAAGAGGGAGAAGGCCAAGAUCCAGAAAAUGAUCAGACAGACUCCUGUGCAGAGUCUCUUCCAGAUGGUAAGAAGAGAGCCAAAAAGUUUAAAAAGAUCAAGACAGAACAAGUUCCAGCAGGAAGCCUCACAACUAGUUCCACUGGGAUCUUUGAGGUCCCUGAAACAUGGUAGGAAACAACUGCCUUAACAAGUGGAAAUGACUGAAAGCAGUUGAGAGAAUACACCUCUUGGAAGCCAUACUUUAUUUAAAUAAAGUGGUGUUAACAAAGCAGUAUGUGUCCUGAAAAUCAGUUUAAUUAUUUUAAACUGUUUCUUGAACAAUCACUGUCAGUUUUACUCAUGUGUAUAUCACCUAGUAUAUGACUUGUUGUUGAUCCUGUGAAAUCCUUGCUGUUGUAACUGAUGUUAGGUUUAAGAAGCAAGACUCAAUGUCCUUUGGUCACCUCCUUUUGCAUGCUGGUUAUGAGCUGUACAAGAACUGGCACUCUGUGAUUUUGUGCUAGGCUGUUUCCUCUGCCUGGGGAGUUACCACAGCUCUCCUAAUAUUUAGCUAUUCUUUGAGGCAGCAUCACUAUGCUGUCAGCAUUCUGGAAACAGGUAGAACUGCAGUUUCACAUAUUGCUUUCUACCUGUUACUUUGUCCAGGAACAUUUUUGAAAUUCUGUUCUCUACCCCCACCCCCAGUGCAGGUGGUAUUCAUCUAAAUACCAGCCUUACAUAUACCUUACCCUUUCAAAAAACUGUAACUUAAAAGUUUCUCAAACAUUAAUUUCCUGGUGGGAGGUAGUUUUUCUUUGUUUUCACAUCUGUUGUUUCCACUUUUAAAUCCUGAUUUUGUAAAAAAUGUUUUUUGGUACCUGUGAUAAACCUGCUAACUGCACCAGCCCUUUAGAUUUCAGAAAAUGUUUGAUAUUUAAAUUUUUGUAUCAUGGAAAUAAAACCAAAAUAUGUAUUUCCAUAACAUGAAAAUUAAAGACAUUUUCUUAGGAA
Molecule: messenger RNA, 2782 nt
Organism: Pseudopodoces humilis (Tibetan ground-tit)
Lineage: Eukaryota; Metazoa; Chordata; Aves; Passeriformes; Paridae
Gene: PARN
Product: poly(A)-specific ribonuclease
Biological process (GO): siRNA 3'-end processing; nuclear-transcribed mRNA poly(A) tail shortening; priRNA 3'-end processing
Cellular component (GO): nucleus; cytoplasm
Molecular function (GO): metal ion binding; RNA binding; poly(A)-specific ribonuclease activity
Source: RefSeq, a predicted model, not a curated record